AUGACAGAUGUUGCAGACACCAUUACUACUAUUCAAUCGUCGAAGAGUGGCUGGGAGGAUUUUGUAGCUGGGAGCUUUGCUGGCAUGGCGCAAGUUGCUGUUGGACAACCUCUGGACACUAUAAAAACGCGACUCCAAAUAGAGACUACAAGAUUUAAAGGCCCAAUGGAUUGCUUUUUACAAACUGUCAAAAAAGAGGGACCUUUCGCUCUUUAUAAAGGAAUGGCUAGUCCAUUAAUUGGAAUUGGUGCUGUAAAUGCAUUACUUUUCGCAGCUUAUUCGCGUUUAAAAGAAAUUCAAGCAACCCCAUUUGUUGAACAACUGGAACUUUAUAAAAUUGCGAUCGCUGGUGGAGGUGCAG
Messenger RNA from Scutellospora calospora, 361 nucleotides. Lineage: Eukaryota; Fungi; Glomeromycota; Glomeromycetes; Diversisporales; Gigasporaceae. The record is from the annotation of a GenBank genome assembly.